Lontra canadensis (Northern American river otter) is the source of this 1270-nucleotide messenger RNA. RefSeq names its product POU class 3 homeobox 4 (gene POU3F4). The transcript has a single exon. The record is from RefSeq and is a predicted model, not a curated record. Gene Ontology annotation, biological process: regulation of transcription by RNA polymerase II; brain development. Gene Ontology annotation, cellular component: nucleus. Gene Ontology annotation, molecular function: RNA polymerase II cis-regulatory region sequence-specific DNA binding; DNA-binding transcription factor activity, RNA polymerase II-specific. Lineage: Eukaryota; Metazoa; Chordata; Mammalia; Carnivora; Mustelidae. The coding region runs from base 36 to 1121 and encodes 361 amino acids.
GCCACAUUAUAACUAGUAGGGGAUCCUCAUCGACCAUGGCCACAGCUGCCUCGAAUCCCUACAGCAUUCUCAGUUCUAGCUCCCUAGUCCAUGCGGACUCUUCGGGCAUGCAGCAGGGGAGUCCUUUCAGAAACCCUCAGAAACUUCUCCAAAGUGAUUACUUGCAGGGAGUUCCUAGCAAUGGGCAUCCUCUCGGGCAUCACUGGGUGACCAGUCUGGGCGAUGGAGGCCCAUGGUCUUCCACACUGGCCACCAACCCCCUGGACCAGCAGGACGUGAAGCCCGGGCGCGAAGACCUACAGCUGGGUGCGAUCAUCCAUCACCGCUCACCGCAUGUCGCCCACCACUCUCCGCACACUAACCAUCCGAAUGCCUGGGGGGCUAGCCCGGCUCCGAACCCGUCCAUCACAUCCAGCGGCCAACCCCUUAAUGUGUACUCGCAGCCUGGCUUCACAGUGAGCGGCAUGCUGGAGCACGGAGGGCUCACCCCACCUCCAGCCUCUGCCUCUGCACAGAGCCUACACCCCGUGCUCCGGGAUCCCCCAGACCACAGCGACCUAGGCUCGCACCACUGCCAGGACCACUCGGACGAGGAGACACCAACCUCGGAUGAGUUGGAACAGUUCGCCAAACAGUUCAAACAAAGAAGAAUCAAGUUGGGCUUCACCCAGGCCGACGUGGGGUUGGCGCUGGGCACACUGUACGGCAACGUGUUCUCACAGACCACUAUCUGCAGGUUCGAGGCCUUGCAGCUGAGCUUCAAGAACAUGUGCAAGCUGAAGCCGCUGCUGAACAAGUGGCUGGAGGAGGCUGAUUCGUCCACAGGGAGCCCGACCAGCAUUGACAAAAUCGCCGCUCAGGGCCGUAAGCGCAAGAAGCGAACCUCCAUCGAGGUGAGUGUCAAGGGCGUCCUGGAAACUCAUUUCCUCAAAUGUCCCAAGCCUGCCGCGCAGGAGAUUUCCUCGCUGGCAGACAGCCUCCAGUUGGAGAAAGAAGUGGUGCGUGUCUGGUUCUGUAAUCGAAGACAGAAAGAGAAAAGAAUGACUCCACCAGGGGAUCAGCAGCCACAUGAGGUUUACUCGCACACCGUGAAAACAGACACGUCCUGCCACGAUCUCUGACUGCAGGAAGCAAGAAAGCGGCCCGCCACGCUGGGAGCAGCGCGGAAUUCUCUUUCUCUCCCACUCUCUUCAUUUCACUUCAGCUUUAUUAUUGCUAUCUAGAGACAUAGCAAUAUCUAAAUAUCUAGAUAGGGCUCUUCUCUCGCUCU